Molecule: messenger RNA, 567 nt
Organism: Branchiostoma belcheri (Belcher's lancelet)
Lineage: Eukaryota; Metazoa; Chordata; Leptocardii; Amphioxiformes; Branchiostomatidae
Product: vascular endothelial growth factor receptor 3-like
Exons: 4
Coding region: 1-567 (188 amino acids)
Source: RefSeq, a predicted model, not a curated record
AUGGCUCGUGAGCUGACGAGCAGAUUUUUCGCGGGAAUUUUGGUGCUUCUCGGCGUGUUUGGUGCCACUUCCUAUGGACAAGAAAUGCUUCCGCCACCAUACCUCGACAUCGACCAAUCAGAGCAGACGUUUCACCCAGGUGACAGCCUCGCCGUGACCUGCAGGGGUCGUGCUCCCGUCAGCUGGAGUCACCCCGAAAACGUCGGUGCCAACACGGCGGGCAGAAUCUCCGUCGAAAUUCCCGGGAACGGAACGACAACGACAGCGGGGGAAGAGUACUCCAGCGUUCUCAGGUUACGUAACAUGACGGCAGCCGACACGGGAAGGUUCCGCUGUUACUAUAGCGACACGCUGCCGUCAGAUGUGGAGGACAGCUACAACGCUGCGAGCGUUUAUGUGUUUGUAAAAGAUCCCAGUAAACUGUUUGUGAUGAUGAUGGAGAAUAUUCUCCAGACAAAGAAAUAUCGUCCCGUCACCAUCAAGUGUCUCGUGACAGACCCCGAGGCAAAUGUGACCCUUUGGACCAGGACACCAGAGCUUGUACUGGGUAAAAAGUUGGCAGGCUAA